This is a messenger RNA of Toxorhynchites rutilus septentrionalis, 1780 nucleotides long. It is a transcript of the gene Dronc, whose product is annotated as caspase Dronc. Gene Ontology annotation, biological process: regulation of apoptotic process; proteolysis. The record is from RefSeq and is a predicted model, not a curated record. Bases 257 to 1603 code for a protein of 448 amino acids. The transcript has 3 exons. NCBI's taxonomy places the organism in Eukaryota, Metazoa, Arthropoda, Insecta, Diptera, Culicidae. Gene Ontology annotation, molecular function: cysteine-type endopeptidase activity.
GUUCGCCAUUUUUGUGAGUUCAAAACAUUGAAUCAUACGGCAGAGAGUGCACAUUCGAUCGAAAUGAAAUAAAUUGUGUAUUUAUAUUUUGUUUUAUUCAGAUUAAAGUUCGUACUGGUGAAAAAGUAUAAUCAACAUUUGCUACAACUUUAUUGGAACAAACAAUUUUUGUCAACGAGACUGUGAACUGCAGAGCAUCGAGUGAAAUUGAAAUUUGUUCAAUGAUUGCCUAGGUCUUGAAACAUUCCGAAACAUCAUGAAUCAGCUGGAACGUCAGAUGAUCCUCCGCCAAAUGGAGCAACUUGUGCUCAACACAAAUUACCAAAUCCUGCUGAAUGAAUGCUACCACCGCCGAAUGCUGUCAGAGGUGAUGAUUUCGAUAAUUGAGGAUCGUAAUCCGGAUGAGGCAACGAAGCAUAAAAAGUUGUUUGAGAAAAUAACCAGACGAGGUCCGACCGCAUUCCAGACUUUGCUGGAUAUUUGUCAACAGAACUUCCCAGUCGCGCAUGCUCUACUGAAAAAUGGGAGCUUAUCAACCAAUAAUAUCUCCAGUAAUAGCAGCAACAAUCAAGAAAAAUAUCGCUCAACGUUUAACCCUAAUCGAUCGCGUUCAAUUAGUGCGAAUUUGGGAGAAACCCUGGCACUCUCGCAAAAACUGCGUAAUUUCUCGAUAGGAUCUCGUUCGACAUCCCAGGAAGACGAUGGUAAGAACAACAAUCGUUUGUUCGAAACUACCGACAAAGGCUUCAAACGUCAGUUGGAGGUUUACCGGGAAAAGGUUCAGGAGUUGAACAAGGUGGAACUGACGACCAGACCACAGAGGCAUCGUCUCCUGGAAGCAUAUCCCAUGCGAAGCAGAAACCGUGGUGUAGUAUUUAUCGUUAACGUUAUAACGUACAUCAAUGAUACCCACCCGAAGCGGAAUGGAGCAGAAAUGGAUAAAGACAAUUUGGUGUCACUGUUUCGACAACUCGGUUUUACCAUCUUCUACUACGAGGAUCUUACCCGGGAGGACUUUGGUUACUUAAUCGAACAGUUGAAGACGUCGGAACACCUCUCAACGGAGUGUUUUGCUUUCUAUGUGUUGGCUCACGGAAAUCACACCAAAGGGCGGGACAAAAUAUAUCUUCACGACAAUUCAGUUCUCUUUGUGGAAGAAAUAUUGGCUCAUUUCAAUAAUGUGAACUGCCGCAGAUUGGUCAGGAAACCAAAGUUGUUUUUCUUCUCCAUUUGCAGGGGAGAUCAGCCAGAUUAUGGUACCCUUCGACCAGCCGAGCAUACCGAACGAGACGGUAUGAUUAACCCGAAAAAGGAUACGCCCACAAAUAUGCCGACAUACGCCGAUAUGUUCAUAUGUUUUUCUACCGUGCCAGGAUUUGCCGCCCAUCGCGACAUGCUCAAUGGGUCGUGGUUUGUGGAAAGCAUGUGCGAAGUGUGGUCUAAACAUGCCCACGACACCGACGUAGAGCAGCUGAUGAAAAUGGUUGGAAAGAACGCCAGCAUGUACAGGACUGAGCAGAACAAUGCCUUGCAGACGUUGGCCAGUGAGCAGCGUGGCUUCUUCGACGUUCUCUACCUGAACCCGGGAUAUAACGCAGACUAAACCACAGGCACCGGUAACCUUUAACUUCCCAGAAGACUUUGCAACCAAUCAAACACAGCUAGCAGUGAUAGCUUUUGUAUCGUUAGUUUAGUUGUUCGUUACUCUAUUUACGAAUAUAUAUUUUACCGCAUACCAUUGCAAUGACGAAAUAUGGUAAUAAAAUCUGAAAAAGGAAAA